AUGGAAGUCUCCAUGGACUCAACAAACACCAACCUCCCUCCACAAACACACCCGUAUCCGACCUCCCCAAGCACAGGAGGCCGCAAGCGCCCAAUCGAAGACACACACGACAUCCCAUCCCGACCGGCGAAGAACCACGCCGAAGACCCCAAAACGACAGCCCUGGACGACAAAGAGAACACGACGACCACUUCCUCCUCAUUCUCCCCCUCCCCAUCCAAACAAUCCACCACUGAAUCACCCGCACCCGCACAACCAGACGUUGUCGACUCCGGCGCAGGCCCGACCUCCCUCUCAGAGUCCACCAUGAACACAGUACCCGACUCAAGCUCGAACAUGAACCCUCCUUCCGAAGGAUCGGCGACGACCCCGGCCGCCAAGAAGCGAAAGCUGUCGCCUGCCAGUAAACAACAGGAGAAAGAGGCCAAGGAGCGGCAGCGGUUGGAGGAGAAGGCUAAGCGAGAGGAGGAGAAGGCUAAGCGAGAGGAGGAAAAAGCGAAGAAGGAGGAAGAGCGGAAGGCCAAGGAAGAAGAGAAGAAGAAGCGGGAUGCGGAGCGGGAAGAGGAGCGAAAGAAGAAGGAUGAGAGGCGGCGGGUGAAGGAGGAGGAGAAGGUUGCUCGCGAAGAGGAGAAGCGGAAGAAGGAGGCUGCUAAGGAGGAAGAGAAGAGGAAGAAAGAGGCUGCGAAGGAGGAGGAAAAGCGGAAGAAGGAGGAGGAGAAAUUGAAGAAGGAGAGGGCACAACCCAAACUGAACGCCUUUUUCGCCAAACCGAAGCCGGUUUCCCAGCCCGGACCCUCGACGGCUUCCCACUCGCCGAGCAAAGCCACGCGUGAUGCUCCCCCGGCCGACGCGGGGGCUGAGUCCCGCCCGACCUUGUCGGACUAUCAACGGCUGUUUCCCGAUUUCUUCCUCCAGUCCCAUACGACGGUGGCCCCGGUGAACCGGUUCGAACGGGACACCCAAGCCCUGCAGCACAUGCGGGACAAGGUCGACGCGCAGAUGAAAGCGGCAGCCAACCCUGCACCGCGCGCGAGGUUUCGACCGUCGGAGCUAUUCCAGAUGAUACCCUACCAGCGACGACGGGGGCGGAUCCCCGCGUCCGUUAAAGAGAUCCUCCUCCAGAUGCAGAAUCUGGGCGACCAGCCGGAGACGUCGGAGGCCGUGCAACGACCGCGCAACCUCCUGAAGCAGGUGCGGAUGAAGUCGCUCAAGUUCGGCGAGGAUGUGCGGCCGCCGUACCAGGGCACGUACACGCGACGCAUGCCCGUGGCCGAGGCGCACCGGCUGAUGCGGAACCCGUUCCACCGGGGGCUGCCGGAGACGAACUACGACUACGAGUCGGAAGCGGAAUGGGAGGAGCCCGAGGAGGGUGAGGAGCUGGACUCGGAGGAGGAGGAAGACGUCAGCGAGGACGGCGAGGACGACCUAGAUGGGUUUUUGGACGACGAGGGGGAUGACCAGCAGGCACCAGGACCGGGGAAGCGGCGGCUCAUCGUGGGGGAUCUGGAACCUGCCUGUUCGGGGCUUCAGUGGCAGUCAGAUCAUCCGGGGGGGACGUCAGUGGACCCCGAGCUCCAGCGGUACCGGAUAGAGACGAUCUCCGAUGCGGUUACAUUUCCGAUCGACCCUUUCUCGACAGCAUACUGGACGCCAGCACCGGCGCCUGUGGGGGCGGGGCCAGCAGGUCCCGGGCGGUCGUCGCUGCAUGCGUUCCUAGGGGGCGCACCAUCGGCGGGGACGGCGGGGAGUGCCGGGGGCGCAGAGGGGGCGGGACCCGGGCGGACCAAGCGAGCAUUUCCGGCGGACCAACUGGAGGAGUUCAAGCGGGCAGUGGACGGCAGCGAUUUGUCGAAGCUGGGGUUGAUCGAGAUCUUGAAGAAACGGUUCCCCAAAGUGUCGAAGGAGGUGCUAAAGGAGACGCUGAACAGCGUGGCGACGCGGGUGGGACAGAAGGAGGUGGAUAAGAAAUGGGUGUGCCAAUAG
Messenger RNA from Aspergillus candidus, 1983 nucleotides. RefSeq names its product putative chromatin assembly factor 1 subunit A. Gene Ontology annotation, biological process: nucleosome assembly. Lineage: Eukaryota; Fungi; Ascomycota; Eurotiomycetes; Eurotiales; Aspergillaceae. Gene Ontology annotation, cellular component: nucleus; CAF-1 complex. Bases 1 to 1983 code for a protein of 660 amino acids. The record is from RefSeq and is a predicted model, not a curated record. The transcript has 3 exons.